This is a messenger RNA of Mesorhabditis belari, 954 nucleotides long. NCBI's taxonomy places the organism in Eukaryota, Metazoa, Nematoda, Chromadorea, Rhabditida, Rhabditidae. The record is from the annotation of a GenBank genome assembly.
AUGGACUCAGUUAUGCAAGUGACUCGACCAGUUAUCGGAUGGGGAAUCAUUUUCUUCAAUAUUUUUGGUAACUUUGGAAAUUUCAAUAUUUUAUGGGCUUGCAAGAGAGGGAACUUGAAAGGGAAACAUGGUGUUUUACUCACAAUGACAACAUUCUUCCAAUCAGUUUGUUUACUUUUCGAGUUUAUUCAAGCAUAUUGUAUGUUUUUUACGACAAUGAUUACCCGACGUCUCUGUGUCACCGUUCAAUCGCCUUACUUAUUCACAAUUUGUAUGCAACAAUUUCUUCUCCUUUUACUCUCAAUCGAUCUUGUCAUAUCGAGCUUAGCUCCAGCUUUCCAUCGCCGAACUCCAACUAAAAUUUACUGUUUGUUGAUGGCUUUACCAGCAGUUAUCUUUUCGUCUUGGAUGGAAGCUUUAGCAAUUAGAGGAAUUGAUGAUGAAAUUUUGUGGAUUUGUAACCCACCAAUCGCUUUUGCUCCAGAGCCUCGUAAAGUGUGGUUACGUGGUUGCGUGUGGAUAAAUGUGAUAACAUUUGCGCUGUAUAUGUUUUUGUUGAUCAAGUUUCAUGUUCAAGCUUAUCAAAAGAAAACUGCUCAGCAAGAUAUUUGCUUGGCUGAGAAUCGAUUAAAACAUCAAUGCUAUGAGGAAAAGGUAACUCGAUCCCUUUCCGUAUUAGUGAUCUCUUUUGUUUUCUCUUGGUUUUUCGCUUUAAUCGGAGCUGAUGUCGUACAAUUUUUGGGUCUUUCCGCUGAACUUGUGCCAGUUUUUCAAACUUACAUGGUAUUUCCAGCUAUGUUAAGCUAUUCAUUGCCAUAUUAUGUGCUCUUUGUUAAUAGUGCUCAUUUUCGGGAAAUAUUUACACUUCAACUCAAGCUUUUAUUCAGAAUUCCGAUGGCGGCAAAGGAGAGAGAAGAGAGUCUGACUCGACCAGGAGAAUCUCCAUCGAGAUUU